Messenger RNA from Coccinella septempunctata (seven-spotted ladybird), 741 nucleotides. RefSeq lists its product as uncharacterized. The record is from RefSeq and is a predicted model, not a curated record. Lineage: Eukaryota; Metazoa; Arthropoda; Insecta; Coleoptera; Coccinellidae. The transcript has a single exon. Bases 108 to 551 code for a protein of 147 amino acids.
GAAAAUCAGUUAUUUCAAAACCAUAGCAACACAUAAACAAUGCACUUUGUCAACUUCUUAUAUUUGAUAUUGUAAUAAAUUUUAUCUGCAGAGGAACACUUGUAGAAAUGUCCAAAUACAGUGAGCCACCUCUAUUUGAUAAUGAAUCAGUUGAUGAGAAAGAACUGUAUAACACUUACAUGACUGAUACUGAUAAAGGAAGUUUCUCCUCGUUAGAAUUCACCACUGACAAUUAUUCAGAAAAUUUUGAAACUCCAAGUGAGAGUAGUUCAAGCUAUGGGAGACUGAGCAAGUAUGCACAUAUCGACGGUACAGUUUUGAAUAAAACAUUCAGUGAUAAUCGCUUGAGAGAUAUAGAACGAGACAAUUCAAUACUUAUGUCGAAAAUUCUAUCCAAAUCUAAAAGACCAAAGCAGUAUAAAAUAUAUCAACAGCCUCAAAUAAAAUCCAGUUUUGAUAUAAACAGGAAAAAAGCUCAAACCAAAAUUGAAUAUGAAAACAAAAUUUUGCUCAAGAAAAUUCAAGGGGCCAAACCAGCUGUGAAACAUUGAUGUUUACAUGAAUUUUGAGAAUAAAACAUUUAUUGCAAUAUUGGUGAUAAAUAAUUUUGUUACAUUUCAAUAUGAAAAAAUCCACAUAUGAAAUUCGUCCAAACCAUGGUAGUAAUUUUAUUCAUGAAAAAUUAUUUUUAUAUUAAAUUCAACAAUAAGAUUGUGGUAUUGAAUAAAUAAAUCAAAGUUA